Molecule: messenger RNA, 1137 nt
Organism: Aegilops tauschii subsp. strangulata
Lineage: Eukaryota; Viridiplantae; Streptophyta; Magnoliopsida; Poales; Poaceae
Source: RefSeq, a predicted model, not a curated record
CGGUUCGCAUGGCACCGUGCUGCCCCAUGCACGCCGAAAUUAUUUUUCUGCUUGCUUUGGCGAUGCCAAUCUGUACUACGAUAUUAAUUUGCAUCCUAAAUUGCCCCCUAUAAAUCCGUGUACCUUGGUCAGGAGAUCGAUCACAAUCAUCAUCAACAUCAGAUCUGUAAGACUCGAAAGAGAUUUAGUAAGAGUGUGGACUAGAUCUAGAGAGUGCAGAGUGAGAGGAUGUCGACAAGCAGUGGCAAGCCGCUCCUCGUCGUGAUCCGCCGGAGCAAGCUCUCCGCAGGAGGUGAGGGCCGCCGCGUCUGCACAGAGUUCAAGCAGGCCAAGUACCCCUUCAAGUGGAGAAGGUACAUGUGCGCAAGGUGCGGGGUGCUCCGUGAUGAGCACAGGGCCUCCAAGAGCAAGGUCUCCACAGGAGAUGAGGGGGACCACAUCGCAGGUAAGAGCAAGCUCUGCGGAGAUGAGGGCGAGCACAUAGCUGGCAAGAACAAGCUCUCCGCAGGAGAUGAGGGCGAACAGAUAGCCUGCAAGAGCAAGCACUCCGCAGGAGAUGGGGGCGAGCACGACACCGACAAGAGCAAGCUGUUUGCAGGAGAUAAGGGCGAGCACAGCGCUGACAAGUGCAAGCUCUCUGCAGAAGAUGAGGGUGAGCGCAGCGCCAACAAGACUAAGAUCUCCGCAAGAGAGAAAGGCGAGCGUGUCUGCACCGAGUUCAAGCAGGCCAAGUACCCCUUCAAGUGGAGAAAGUACAUGUGUGCCAGGUGCGGGGUGCACCGUAGCGAGCAUGGUGUCAGCAAGGCCAAGGCCAAAGUGGACGACGACAUGGAGAAUAUCAGGGAGGAGCUCCUGCCGCCACGCAAGAGGCUCAUUCUCAGGUUCAAGCGGUCACAGGCCCUUGCCGCUGCUGCUGUUGCUGCAUCCAGGGAGAAGGAGAACAAGGAGGGGGAGCUAGAGGAAGGGGAGAUCACCUGGAGCCCCGGCUCGACGAUCACCAAGGGAAAGAGAGCCCCAAGGAGAAAGCCCUAGGAUGCACCGUGAACUGAGCAAUGCACCAUUGAGAACUUGUUAUAUGUGAAUCUCUUCAGCUAUGUGAAACAACUUGUGUACUGGUCCGAUGUACACUUCUUUUAA